GUCCAUGUAUGAUAAAGACGGGCCCAUGGUCGCUGCUACUGUGUAUCGUGUGCUAUUUGACAUUAGUAGCAAGGCAUAUGAGGGUUGCGAUGCAACGUUUGACUUGCAUGGUCUCCUUGAUCCCAACGUAGUCGCAUAUGCACUUGAUGAUGCUUCGAUCCCAGUCGAUCCGCCGUCUCCACGCAAAUUAGGCAUGAUGCGGAGAAUACUUGUAUAUGUAGUCUCGUAUUUGACCGCACUUUGUCCCAAUUGCCUCUUCAACACAUUCAGAGAUACUAACGAGCAGUGGGGCGCGAAGAAGACUCUAUCUCAAGUUGCUGUCCCGACAAAGACAAACUCAUGCGCACUGACAGUAUGUAGUAGUAAAAUAAUUACAAGUCAUUACACCAUAACCGUUGAAGCUGUCUUCUGCAAUAAUGCCCAUGACUGCCAGUUCUCGUUUCCUAUCGGUAAUUGCCCUCUGCCCUGCUUCCAUAACUUUGCAGAUUUGGUAAAGCCAUGCUCCCAAUCCUGGAGUUGAGCCCUGCGUCUCUGGGUCUCA
Messenger RNA from Somion occarium, 541 nucleotides. Lineage: Eukaryota; Fungi; Basidiomycota; Agaricomycetes; Polyporales; Cerrenaceae. The record is from the annotation of a GenBank genome assembly.